CCUGACUCCAGGGCACCGCAGAGGCAAGAAGCCAGCGCGCUGUCUGCCCGGAGAUGUCACUCUGGGUGCACGCGAGACCCGGCUGCAACUCUCCCCCUGUCAAGGCUUCCCGAGACAUCUUCAAGUACAUGGUGACCCCCGACCGCAUCCCGCAGUUCAUCAUCCCCUCGCUGGACAUCCAGGAAGGCCGCAGACUCUUCAGCAAGGUGAAGCCGCAGACGCAGCCCGAGAGGAAGGCCCGGAGGAGCAGCUCAGACCCCACGGGGAAGAAGGCUCAUGCUCUGCCCUGCUCCCUCCUAUCCUGCUCCAGCCUGGAGCUGGCUGUCAAGGUGGAGGAGAUUUCAGACCCUGUCACCCGGGCAGCCCUAUCCCUGCCCCACUUGCCCAAGAUCACCACCCCGUAUGGCUUCGUCACCCUGGGGGAAAGCCCCCAGGUCACCAAUGAGGAGGCUUUGUUUUUCCACUUGGACUUUGCUUCUCCCAAGUGUCCUGGCGUGAAACCUCCUGCCCCUGAGAAGCCGGGAAGCUGGAGAGACCCCGAGAUGCCCACGGCCCUGACAGACGGUUGCUCUCGAGCGGCCGGCUGCUUAAGAGACUGGCAGCAGCACCAUGCCCAGCAGACCAGCUGCAGAGGCAGCAACGGGAGCCAGAGCGCUGACCACCCAGCCAGGCCCCUCUUACCACAAAGACGUUCCAGUCCCAUAAGAAGCAAAGAGGCCAUAGGUGUGUUGGGGAGCAGAGAGGCGGAGAGGGUGGAGGGUAAGAGGAAGCCUGCGUCCUUUGAGACGGGCUGUCAGAGGAGCACCUCCAGUCCCGAGCUCCGGGGCAGAAAGCCCCAGAGAAACUCACUCCAAAAGAUCCUGAAGAAGCGCUUCGCCCAGCUCAAGCUUCUCAAGUCCAUGCAUUUCACCCUCCAUUGA
Alligator sinensis (Chinese alligator) is the source of this 920-nucleotide messenger RNA. RefSeq names its product C2 calcium-dependent domain-containing protein 4B-like. NCBI's taxonomy places the organism in Eukaryota, Metazoa, Chordata, Crocodylia, Alligatoridae. The coding region runs from base 54 to 920 and encodes 288 amino acids. The transcript has a single exon. The record is from RefSeq and is a predicted model, not a curated record.